This is a messenger RNA of Talaromyces stipitatus ATCC 10500, 1629 nucleotides long. Its product is annotated as efflux pump antibiotic resistance protein, putative. The coding region runs from base 1 to 1629 and encodes 542 amino acids. The record is from RefSeq and is a predicted model, not a curated record. The transcript is spliced from 3 exons. Gene Ontology annotation, molecular function: transmembrane transporter activity. Lineage: Eukaryota; Fungi; Ascomycota; Eurotiomycetes; Eurotiales; Trichocomaceae. Gene Ontology annotation, biological process: transmembrane transport.
AUGUACGAAACAAAGAUCAUAAAUGCGGAAAAGGCCGUAGAGGCCAAAGAUGAAGCGAACUGGAAAGCCGGCCAUAGGGCGUGGCUGAUCGUCUUGACGUUAGGAUUUGUCAGCCUGAUUGUGGCACUUGAUGCAACCAUUCUAGUCACGGCUCUUCCAACAAUAUCGGCGAACCUGAACGGAAGCGGAAGCGCAUCGUUCUGGGUCGGGACGUCAUAUCUCCUUGCGAGCAGCGUCCUGAUGCCAUUCAUGGGAUCGUUAUCGGAUAUACUGGGACGACGAGAAAUUUUAUCCGCCGCGCUUUUCUUCUUUACCGUUGGCAGUAUUGUAGCAGGAGUAUCCCAGAGUAUGGACAUCCUGCUACUCGGUCGUGUCCUGCAGGGUAUAGGUGGCGCCGGGAUAUUGCCCAUGACUCAAAUUGUCCUUUGUGACAUUGUCCCUCUUCGAUUCCGUCCUAAAUACGCAUCAGUCUCACAGAUUGCAUGGGCUAUAGGGUCAAUAACCGGUCCGAUGAUCGGUGGUCUUCUGGUGCAGCACGUAACCUGGAGAUGGAUUUUCUACUUGAACCUUCCAUUUUGCGGAGUGGGCAUUGUUUUGGUUCCCUUUGUUAUUCGUUUGAAAACACAAAAGUCAUCGAUAACAGCAAAACUAGGACGCAUUGACUGGCUUGGUGGAUUAUUGUUUAUUGGCAGUAUGACAGCAUUCUUGAUGGCUGUUACCUGGGGUGGUGUGAACCACACAUGGGAUAGUGCAGCGACGCUGGUUCCCCUGCUCGUUGGAAUCGCGGGGACGGUCUUGUCCAUUAUCUGGGAAAAAUGGGGUACUCGUGAACCCUUCAUUAGAUUGGCCAUCUUCUCUAAUAGAUCUGCACUUGCUGGCUACUACUGUGCAAUGACACAGGGGCUCGUGCUUUUCAUCCAAGUUUACUAUCUCGCGUUAUUUUUCUCGUCGGUCAAGGCCCUUUCACCAGUUCAUACGGGCGUUGUUAUGAUCGCCAUGUCCAGCGUCCUCGUUCCCACGGGGGUCGUUGUAUCGUUGUUCAUCACCCGUACAGGCCGCAUUCGAUGGGCUCUAUGGUCUGGUUGGGCAUUUGAAAUCUUCGCAUCGGGUCUAUUAAUUCUCAUGGAUCGUUCAAUUGCUACAUGGCGCUGGGUUCUCAUCCUGAUGACAGUUGGUCUCGGACAUGGUUUGCUCUUACAAGCACUGACUUUUGUGCCCCAGGCCAUGGCCAAGGAUACCGACGAGUCGUACGCAGCAACAAUGUACAACUUUUCUCGUACAUUUGGAAUGGCCUUUGGAGUCGCUAUUGGUGGGACGAUGUUUCAAAACAGGUUGAAGCAGUACCUGGCGUCCGCUGGCCUCGACAUCACCAUUGCCAACAACGCAGAUCAGUACGUCGGUAUUUUGGAGACGAUGACAAAUCAAUCAUUGCGAAGUGACAUUCUGGCGGCUUAUGAAUCUAGUUUCAGGAAUGUUUUUGAGCUUGGCCUUGCUUUGACAGUGCUGGGCGCGCUUGUUUCGCUGCUCAUUCGAAAGUCGGUUUUUGAUCGAAAGCAUGUAUCGAAGCAUGUGCUCGAGGAGAGGUAUACGAGCAGUCCCCAGGAUAGUGUGAGUAGCGAGUCUGUGUGA